This is a messenger RNA of Candidula unifasciata, 1257 nucleotides long. The record is from the annotation of a GenBank genome assembly. NCBI's taxonomy places the organism in Eukaryota, Metazoa, Mollusca, Gastropoda, Stylommatophora, Geomitridae.
AUGAGUAGGGGAGAAGAUGUUUAUGAAGGUAAGAGGUCAAAUCCGGUCAGAACAGCGGAAGUGCUAAAACAGUUACAGGCAGAACCCCAACACAGAAAUAUUUUGGAAUCGUUUAUAGUUAAAAACGAAGACGUCUUUGCACUGACAGAUAUAGAGUUAGGGAGGACACAAUCUGUGCAGAUGGAACUGGAUACAGGGGAGCAUAAACCCAUUUGUUUAAGACCGUAUAGAACACCGCUCAAAGAUAGAGAAAUAGUGGAAAAAGCUAUACAUGAAAUGCUGCAGGCUGGCAUUAUUGAACGAUCGUUGUCCUCAUGGUCCUCGCCAAUAGUUAUAGUAAAGAAAAAGGACGGCACACACAGAUUCUGCUGCGACUACCGAGCACUAAAUAAAAUAACUAAGAAUAUUUCGUACCCCAUGCCAGUCGUGGAUGAUAUUUUAGGGCUGCUGAACAAGUCGACAUAUUUUACGACCCUAGACGCGAGGUCGGGUUUUUGGAGCAUUCCUAUGUCCGAGGAUGCCAGCGAUAAGAGCACUUUUAGCACUCAUCUGGGAAGUUUCCGCUGGCUCCGAAUGCCAUUUGGUCUACGCAAUAGCCCUCCAGUGUACAUGCGGCUCGUAGAUCAGGUACUUAACGGUCUACAAAAAUUCGCAUUAGCAUACGUCGACGACAUAUUAGUAUUUUCAUCAGGAUCCGUCGAAGACCACUUAGAACAUGUUGAACGGGUGUUUGACAGGCUUAGGGAACACGACGUCAAACUAAAGCUCAACAAAUGCAACUUUCUCAAGACCGAGACCAAGUAUCUUGGCUUCGUAAUUAAUAGACAAGGGAUACAACCCGAUCAAGAAAAAGUGAAAGCAAUACAGGAGUUACCACACCCCACAAACGUAAAGGAAGUACGAGGAUUUAUUGGAAUGUGCGGAUACUACAGACGAUUCAUACCAAAUUUCUCGCAGAUAGCGGAACCGAUGAUUAACCUCACCCAAAAAUACGCUAGAUUUAGGUGGACAGAUGAAUGCCAGGCCGCCUUUGACUUUCUUAAAGAAAGCUUAAAAGUAAUACCCCUUCUAGCUCACCCAGACACAGAUAAGGAGAUGGAAUUACCAAUGAGCAGCCAUAGUCCCACUUGGUUCAAAAGCACCGCAGAAUAUUCUUACCCCCACCCCUCCCCCCCCCCCCCCCCCCCGGAUGGAUUUUCAGAUCGUUUCCUUUCAACAAUAAUUCCCCCAAACAGAUCGUCAAUUAAUAAACGAUAA